AUGAUGAGCGACAUGAUGUCGGCGAUGGCGCGGGGCUUUGGCGCGUCUAUGGGCGAGAGCAUUCUCGCGGGCGUGGCCGAAUCGCGAGACGGACUCCGCAAGGCGGCUCGCGACGCGAAGCCGCCGGACAAGAGGCCUCACCCGUUUGACGCGGAUGCCUGCCACCGGUUUGACGAGCUCGCCGCGCACGCCGAGACGGCAGGCUUAAGCGGCCUCGUUGACGAGCUCACGGACCUGAUCGCGUGCGGCAAGCUCACGGAGGCCGCGGCGCACGCGCAACUCUGGCCGCCGGUCGCCGUUGCCACUUCUGCGGAGAAGCAGUACACGUGGCCUCACCCCUGGCGAACGCGAGCGCCGUCGCUCAACGACGCGAUGGCCAGGUACGACGAGAAUGGCAAGUACUCGCUCGCAAACCAGCUCGCGGUGCUCGUGAACCCGCGCUGGGAGGCGCUCAAGGACCUGGGCAACGCAGCGCUCAAGGCUGGGGAGCCGAGGGUGGCGGUGGUGUGGUACGAGAGGGCGGCGAGCCUCACGGAUGCGAACAUCACGGCGAUGGCGUUCUUCAAGGCGCUCGGCGGCGCCGCGGAGCACACUGCCGCGGCGCGCCUUGCCAGCGCAGAGGGCGACCUCCGCGAUGUCAUCCUCCGAUUUCUCCCCGACGGCCCGCGCGUCAGCGUGCCCUUCGACGCGGACGGUCAGGCCAAGGCCGCUGCAAGGGGCGUGCCGCCCGAGGGCACCGAGCCCAACCUCCCGCGCGCUACCUGCCUUGCGAACGCCGCCGCAGCCCUGCUCAAAGCUGGCGAGCCGGAGGCCGCCCUCGAGGAGGCGAUCGACGCCGCGGUCUUCUGCCCGUCGUACCUGAAGGCGUACCACCGCCAGGCCGCUGCCCUCAAGGCGCUCGGAAGGCAGGGCGUGGCCGCCGGGCUCGAGAUGAUGCUGAAGCAAGAGCGCCUUGGGUGGGUCGACGCCCUCGCAUACGAGCAGAUCCUGGGCCCGGCGUACUGCGCGCACGAGUGCGCCAAGAUCGCGGCGCUCAAGCCCUCGUCGCCCGUGACUGUGUUCGCCUCGCUCGUCCCCUGCCGGGGCGGCCAGUGGCUCACCGUCAGCCUCGGCUACCGAAGCUGGGGCGCGAGCAUCAUGGAGGGCGGUUCGCCAGAGCGGCGGCACGAGUGCCUGCACAUGGUGCAGCUCGACGAGGAGAAUGGCGAGAUCGUGGAGUCGCCGCCGCACGGCCGCGCGUCGAGGGCGUCGGCCGAGAGGUUCCCCGCAGAGCUCGUCCAGUUCUUGCGCAAGCUCCGCCGCGAGUCGUCCAUCGAGCCGUCGCGCCUCUGCCUGGGCCAGGGGCUUGGCGGCUUCGAGCAGAGCAUCCGGGUCGCGCUGUGCGAGGCGGGAUUUGGAGCGGCGGAGGGGAGCGGAACGGGCAAGAAGGGCAAGAAGAAGAAGAAGAAGAAGGGCAAGGGCGGAGGGGACAGCGCGGCGGGGCCGGCGCAAGAGGCGCCGGCGGAGGAGGCAGCCGCAUCAGCUGAGCCCGUGCCAGCGAAUCUGGACCCGGAGAGGUUGCUCCGGCUUCUCGCGGAGCAUCAUGAGGCGAGGAUACGGGAUGGCAUCACGGCGGAGAUUGCGGCGAGGGCGGCAGCAGAGGCGGCAGCAGAGGCGGCAGCAGAGGCGGCGGCGAAAGCAGCGGCAGAAGCCGCAGAGGAGGAGGAAGUCGCGGCGGCGGAGGCGGCCGUGGCGGAGGCGGAGGCGGAGGAGGAGGCCGCACUUGCAGCGGCGGAGGCGGCCAUCGCCGCCACUAAGGAGAGGCGCGCAGCCGCCGCCAAGGCGAGGGCUAAGGAGAGCUUCUUCAGCGGCAUCUUUGGACGCAAGCCCGAACCGGCACUUCCGUCGGCAGCGCUCAUGCCGCCUAAGUCAGCGCCUGCACCAGCGCCCGAGCCCGCGCAAGGGGCCAUGACCGAGCCGUCGGCGAAAGAGCGGCGCAAUGAGGUCUCAGAGUCGAUCGAGAGCGAGCCGCAAAACGACCCGGUCGCUCCCGCCUUGCGGCUCCCGCUUCGCCCCGAUUGGCUCCCCGAAGGCAACAUCGACAUCGCCAUCGUGGGUGAGUCAGGGACGGGCAAGUCGAGCCUCAUCAACGCCCUGCUCGCAGUGCAGGAUGGCGACGACGGAGCGGCUAAGAUCAGCCACUCAUCUCAGGGCACCUUGAAGCCAACGCCCUACUCGUACGACGCGCUCUUCUGCCAGCUGCCGGGCUACUCAAAGUACAAGUCCGACGACGCCUCCUUCGCAAUCAAGCUGUGGGACGUCCCUGGCGCGGGCACCAAAGACUUCCCAACCGACACGUAUGUGGCAAACAUGGGACUCCUCUUCUUUCACGUCAUUGUCAUCAACUCAUCGGAUCGCUUCAAGGAGGGCGAGCUGGCCGUCGCCAAGGCUGCGAGGGAGCGGGGAAAGAAGGUCAUCUUCACGAGGAACAAGGUCGACGAUAAGCUUGAAAGCAUGUUCAAAGAGGAUGAUGUCUUCCGCUCCAAGAAGAUGCGUACAAAGAUGCGCAACUGGGUCAUACCUGAUGUCCGCGUCAAGGCCGCCAAGGAGCUCUGCACCAUGCGUGUCAAGGCAGAGGCUGAGAUGGAGAAGCAAGGGGCGUGGACGGCCGGGGAGAUGGAGACGGAGCGCCUGUUCCUCAUCUCCGGACAAUUCGGGCCUUGCCUCGAGCUCUUGUCACGCGACCAAAAGUACGCUUCUGUCCGGGCCUUCUUUCGCCGACUCCGCAUCUUGCCCCGCGCCAGCGAUUGGCGCGGCUUCAUCCACAUGCUCGUGAAGCUCAUAUGCCACGAGGCCGGCUACCCGCCCUUCAUGGCCGUGCCGCUGGCGAGCUACCUGCUACUGCUGCAGGAGAAGGCGAAGAUGAGGCAGUCGAUCGGCUCUGUGGGCGUCAAGGAGUGGCUCACGACCUUACCCAACGAGGUCGACGCUGAGGGCCUCAAGGACGUCAUCGAGUACAUGCGAGUCGCUGCAAUGGACACCAUGGGUCUGCUCACGCCAUGCGGUGAGAUCGUCGACUCGGUAGCGGCUUCCACCUUCGGACUGCCGCGCGACACACCCCUCCAGUCCGCCGCGCCGGCGGCGGAGGCGGGGGCGGGGGCGGGGGCGGAGGCGGAGGCGGAGGCGGAGGCUAAGCACCCGAAGCGCGAGAUGACAGAGUCGAAGCGCGUGAUCGAGCAGCAGGAGGACGAGGAGGCGCGUGCCCGAUGGCUUGUCAACGCGCCGGCGAUGCCUGUCAACGCGCCGGCGAAGGCGCUCGAGGAGGACGUGCCGCCCGAGGUCGUCGAGGCGGCGGCCAAGGUCGUCGAGGCGGCGGCCAAGGCUGACGCCGACGCGGUCAGCAAGGGCACCGAGCCGGUGGAGGCGGCCAAGACUGCCGAGGCCGCGUCCGCUGCGCCGGCGAAGGCGCUCGAGGAGGACGUGCCGCCCGAGGUCGUCGAGGCGGCGGCCAAGGCUGACGCCGACGCGGUCAGCAAGGGCACCGAGCCGGUGGAGGCGGACAACGCGUCGGCAACUGAGCCCGCGCCUUCGGAGAUCGACGAUAAGAACGAGGACAAGAUCGUCGCUACCAAGAUCUUAGAUGUCGCUAAGGGAGUGGUGUCGAAGGAGGAGGUGAUUGCGGCGGCGGCUGAGGAAGUGGCUGCGGCCGAGUCGGCGCGCGUGGAGGCCGCGGCUGAGGCCGAGGCGGAGCGCGUGGCGGCAGACUCUGAGGCUGCGGUGGAGCACGACGCGGACGUGCCGCCCUCCGCCCUCAACGCGUCCUCGGCCGUGGCUCGCAGUGCCGCGUCCUCGGCCCCCGCGCUCGACCCGCCGCCCAGGUCCAAGCGGAAGAAGAGCAGGGCCAAGGAGGGCCAAAGAUGA
Messenger RNA from Emiliania huxleyi CCMP1516, 3900 nucleotides. RefSeq lists its product as hypothetical. NCBI's taxonomy places the organism in Eukaryota, Haptophyta, Isochrysidales, Noelaerhabdaceae. Bases 1 to 3900 code for a protein of 1299 amino acids. The transcript is spliced from 8 exons. Gene Ontology annotation, molecular function: protein binding; GTP binding. Gene Ontology annotation, cellular component: membrane. The record is from RefSeq and is a predicted model, not a curated record.